GGUUGUUUUGUGCGUGAGAAAAGAAAUAAUAAAUAAUGAAGUGUGCAGAGAUACUAUUGCUGCUUCUUUGCUUGGAAGUGGUUCGCUUUUCAGCUUUUGCUUCUCCUCCAUCAACUUGCCCUGCUGAUCUUGGAAAGGAAUGCAGUGGCAGUGGUUCUGAUGAAUGGGAAGGGGAGUUCUUUCCCGGAAUCCCCACAAUUAAGUACGAGGGUCCUUCUAGCAAGAAUCAUCUGGCAUUUAAAUGGUAUAAUGCGGAGGAAGAGAUUCUUGGAAAGAAAAUGAAGGAUUGGCUGAGAUUCAGUGUUGCCUUCUGGCACACAUUCCGUGGAUCAGGAGCUGACCCAUUUGGUGCACCCACAAAGUUUUGGCCAUGGGAAGAUGGUACCAAUUCAUUAGCAAUGGCCAAAAGAAGGAUGAGAGCCAACUUUGAGUUUAUAGAAAAGCUUGGAGUUGGAUUUUGGUGCUUCCAUGAUAAGGAUAUUGCACCAGAUGGUAAAACCAUUGAGGAAACUAAUGCAAAUUUGGAUGAAGUGGUAGCUCUUGCAAAAGAGCUUCAGGGAUCCAAAUUCCAACUUUUGUGGGGCACAGCUCAGUUGUUCUUGCAUCCACGCUACAUGCAUGGAGCUGCCACUAGCUCUGAAGUAGGUGUUUAUGCAUAUGCUGCAGCUCAAGUCAAGAAAGCCUUGGAGGUUACACAUUAUCUUGGAGGACAAAAUUAUGUUUUUUGGGGUGGUCGGGAGGGUUAUCAGACUCUCUUGAACACGGAUAUGGAAAGAGAACUUAAUCACUUGGCAAGGUUUUUUGAAGCUGCUGUAGCUUAUAAGAAAAAGAUCGGGUUCAAAGGGACUCUACUGAUUGAACCCAAACCUCAAGAACCUACUAAACACCAGUAUGACUGGGAUGCUGCUACUGCAGCUAAUUUUCUAAGAAAAUAUGGCCUUGUAGGAGAAUUUAAGCUCAACAUUGAGUGCAACCAUGCCACCCUUUCUGGUCACAGCUGUCACCAUGAACUUGAAACUGCAAGAAUCAAUGGGUUACUAGGAAAUGUUGAUGCAAACACUGGCGAUCCCCAAAUUGGUUGGGAUACGGAUCAGUUCCUUACAGAUAUAGGAGAGGCAACCUUAGUGAUGCUUAGUGUGGUCAGAAAUGGAGGGAUUGCACCAGGAGGAUUCAACUUUGAUGCAAAAUUACGGAGAGAGAGUACAGAUGUUGAGGACUUAUUUAUUGCUCAUAUAACUGGAAUGGAUACCAUGGCACGUGGACUUCGAAAUGUUGCCAAGCUGAUUGAGGAUGGUUCUUUGCCUGACCUUGUCCGCAAACGGUAUGAGAGUUUUGACACUGAAAUUGGGGCUCUAAUAGAGGCUGGCAAGGCUGACUUUGAGUUGCUUGAGAAGAAAGCCUUGGAAUGGGGAGAGCCAAAGGUUGCUUCUGGCAAGCAGGAACUUGCGGAGAUGAUCUUCCAGUCUGCAUUAUAGAAGAUGACCCACAUGUAGAGAAAUCCC
Telopea speciosissima is the source of this 1502-nucleotide messenger RNA. Its product is annotated as xylose isomerase. Gene Ontology annotation, molecular function: xylose isomerase activity. The record is from RefSeq and is a predicted model, not a curated record. The coding region runs from base 36 to 1475 and encodes 479 amino acids. The transcript has 20 exons. Gene Ontology annotation, biological process: carbohydrate metabolic process. Lineage: Eukaryota; Viridiplantae; Streptophyta; Magnoliopsida; Proteales; Proteaceae.